Messenger RNA from Ilex paraguariensis (yerba mate), 1482 nucleotides. NCBI's taxonomy places the organism in Eukaryota, Viridiplantae, Streptophyta, Magnoliopsida, Aquifoliales, Aquifoliaceae. The record is from the annotation of a GenBank genome assembly.
AUGCUCCGGCCGACGCGCGUGAUAUCCAAUUCCCGGCGACUGCACCCAAGAACUCCUUCUUUCUCAGUCAUAUGUAUUACCGAGCGUAUACAAAAGGAGAGAAAAGACAGUGUUUGUGUCUUUACUGCUAAGAGAGAAGCUAGGUUCAGUCUGUCAGGGUGCUUUGCUCGUGUGUGCCUAAUUAAUCUCAUAUUGCAGAAGACAACACCUAGUAUAUAUAUAGCAUCGCCGUAUUCCUCAACAGGGAACCAAGCAGGCAAUCCAGUCACUCACAUCAAAUAUCAAGUAGAAGAAGACCUCGUUCUUCAAAAACAUAAGACGACAGUCAUGGAUGAGAAAUCUAUCCAUCCUUUCCCUAACAAUGAUGGUGUAGUUGAAAUUUCAAGGACACUGAGAGAGGUUCCACCUAGUGAUUACCUAUUUCAAAUCAAAUCAUUCUCAUUGCUUUCCAAGGCAGAUGAGAAAAGAUUUGAAUCGAGUGACUUUGAAUCAGGUGGUUACAAAUGGAAAUUGUGUCUAUAUCCGAAUGGAUACGAGAAGGAAAAUGGGAAAGGGCAUAUCUCUCUCUACUUGGCAAUAUCAGAGACAGAUACAUUACCUCUUGGUUGGGAGGUCAAUGUCAAAUUCGAAUUGUUUGUGUAUGAUCAUAUCCGAGACAAGUACUUGACCCUCCAAAAUGCUGAUGGGAGACUAAGACAUUUCCACAGGUUUAAGACGAAGUUCGGUUUUGCCAAAUUACUUUCCAUUGACACUUUCAAAGAUGCUUCUAACGGAUACCUUAUUGAUGACUCCUGUGUGUUUGGAGCUGAGGUUUAUGUCAUUAAAUCUACUGGCAGAGGAGAGUGUCUUUCUUUGAAGGAGGAAACUUAUGACAAUAGUUACUCUUGGGAGAUCAAAAAAAUUGCAGAAAUAAAAGAGGAGCGUUUGUUCUCUGAACCUUUCACCAUUGGAGAGCACAAAUGGAAGAUACAUGUUUAUCCCAAAGGACAAGGCAGUGGACAGGGCAAAAGCUUAUCUGUCUUUCUAUGUUUAGAUAAUUGCAGAUCCCUUCCAACCAAGGUAAAAUUGUAUGUGGAAUUUAGCGUCUUGGUAAAAGAUCAAGUCAACGGCAAACACCGCGAAAGGAAAGGUGAUGGUUGGUUCUGUGACCUAAGCAAAAGCAGGGGUUUCGAUCUAAUUUCUCUUCCUGAUCUGCAUGACAAAUCAAAGGGCUUCGUAGUACGAGAUAGUCUGGUUGUUGAAGUACAAAUUCACGUGAUGUCUGAUGUGGAAGAGUUCUCCUCCAAAAAGCCUCUGCUUGCUUUAUGAACACUGUUUAUAUAGGUGAUGCUCCGAAAGCCAACGUUGUUCCUUCUUUUAUUAAGUACCUUGCCAGUGACCAUUUUCAAGCGAUUAUAAUUGUUACCUCAUCUUAGUCAUCUACCUAGAAAAAGGAAAAGUAUAUUGGAACCUUGUUUGUUAGAUACUCUUUGAGCUCGUUUG